AUGGGGGAACUUCAAGUUAGCUACCCAGAGAUGGGGGACAUCAGCUGCAAGAUUGUUCCUGAUUGCAACGGGUACAGACAGAAGAUCACCCAGUGGCCCAAGCCCGUCGUCAAGUACCCGAGGGCCGUGGACGGCUCAACCUACAUCCUGAUGAUGGUGGAUCCAGAUGCCCCGAGCAGGGCAGACCCCAGGUUCAAAUACUGGAGACACUGGCUGGUCGCAGAUAUCAACGGUAGUACCAUGAGGAAUGGGAAUAUUGAGGGCUCGGUGUUAACAGAAUACGGUGCUCCCACCCCACCACCACAGACCGGCUUCCAUCGCUACCAGUUUUUCCUCUAUCUUCAGGAAAGAAGGAACAUCACUCUGCGUCCCCAGGAAAGCCCUUAUCGACAAUUUUGGAGGAUGGAUGACUUUCUGAGCCACUACCAAAUAACUAAAAAGCGAGGAAGCACCCAGUUCAUGACCCAGAAUCCCAUGAACUAG
This is a messenger RNA of Carlito syrichta (Philippine tarsier), 483 nucleotides long. RefSeq names its product phosphatidylethanolamine binding protein 4 (gene PEBP4). Lineage: Eukaryota; Metazoa; Chordata; Mammalia; Primates; Tarsiidae. The transcript is spliced from 6 exons. The coding region runs from base 1 to 483 and encodes 160 amino acids. The record is from RefSeq and is a predicted model, not a curated record.